This is a messenger RNA of Arabis nemorensis, 1020 nucleotides long. NCBI's taxonomy places the organism in Eukaryota, Viridiplantae, Streptophyta, Magnoliopsida, Brassicales, Brassicaceae. The record is from the annotation of a GenBank genome assembly.
AUGUCGAUGACUGACCAUGUUCUCCGUCGUAGCAAGAGACUUGCAUCGCGUAGAUUUUCUCCAUACACUUCAGGUACUAAUGAUCAGACGGAGAAGCAGAAAGCGGAAGCUGUAGAAUUAGGAGUUGAGCUCUCGCUCUUUCUUGCUGAAGCAAUAACAUAUAUCAAACCCAAAGUUGGUGUUGCUGGAGUCUAUGAUCAACCUGGUGGCAAUUCGAUCCAAUGUCAUGAACUGAUCACUCAGGAUUUUGCUUUUCUCGUCAAAAGUUUGGGUCGCAUUGUUUCCUAUCUCAAAAAUGGUGGCGUAGUGAAAUCUUGUAGUUUUGAAAAAUGGUUUCCGAAGAAGCUAGGUGAGAGUUUGAGGUCUGCCAAGCAUGUUUCAGGGACGGAUGGGUUUCCGAGGGAAACGAUAAAGUCUAAGGCUCUUCCCUUGUGGACGUCUCUCUUUGAAGCAAAACCCAAACGGAUAAACCCUCAGAGUAGCUUGACAAGCUUCCCAAAACUGCAUCCGGAGCCAUCCUCAAUGACCUCCACUGACAUCUCAAUCAUCUCGACAAAUAUGGAAUCAUUGUGGGUAACCUCCUGUGUUCUACACGAUAACGAGUCAGUGAUAUAUUCUCCUUGCGAAUUUGUUUUCUUACUCAGGACCAAAAUUUCCAAGGAGAAGCAGAAAGAGGAGGCUGUACGAGUAGGAGUCGAGUUUUCGCUCUUUGUGGCAGAAGCGAUGUUCAUGUUAUCUGAUGACGUGCGUUCUACGCUUUGGUUCGGUCGUUGGCUAUUGUCGCAUGCAUGCAACCAUACAAGGAAACAAGAUUUGGACGAUCCCGUGAUGGGAAGGCUAUUUUGUGUUUUUGAAUAUGUGUUUGAAACAUAUAUCAAAAACAAGAAUGGAGUCUAUCACGAAACUCACAAACCAAUCCAAUGGAAACGGCUGGUAACAUUUCGCCAGGAUUUUGCUGAUGGAGUCAGAGAACCAAGAGCUGAAGAAGCUAGGGGACAAGUUGAGGUCUGUCAAGGAUGA